This is a messenger RNA of Amphibalanus amphitrite, 1350 nucleotides long. RefSeq names its product coiled-coil domain-containing protein 25-like. The record is from RefSeq and is a predicted model, not a curated record. The transcript is spliced from 7 exons. The coding region runs from base 205 to 831 and encodes 208 amino acids. NCBI's taxonomy places the organism in Eukaryota, Metazoa, Arthropoda, Thecostraca, Balanomorpha, Balanidae.
AGUUCUCUAUAUACCGUGACUGCGUUUCUGAAUCAAUCUUUGCUGUUGGCGGUCUUCAUCAGUGUCCCAAAAUCUUGGAGUCCUCUCAUGGAAGUUUUCUGACACCAUUUGUUGGCCACCACAGACACUGCUCAAAGUCAAAUAGCUCUGGACAUUAGGUUAAUUGUCAAAUUUUGAAGGUUCUACUGAGUAUCCAGGAUCAAGAUGGUUUACUACUUUACAUCAAAUGUAACUGAUCCACCGAUCACCCUGUUCAUGGGCUUUGACAAAUAUGAAAAUGAGGAGCUCAUCAGGUGGGGGUGGCCGGAAGAUGUCUGGUUUCACGUGGACAAGGUCUCGUCGGCCCACGUGUACCUCAGACUGAAGCCGGGCCAGACCAUCGAGACUCUCGCCAAGGAGACGAUCGAGGACUGCGCCCAGCUGUGUAAGGCCAACAGCAUCACUGGCAACAAGAUGAACAACGUGGACGUCAUCUACACCAUGUGGUCCAACCUGAAGAAGACGCCGGGCAUGGAGCCCGGCCAAGUCAGCUUCCACAAGGACAAGGAGGUGUACAAAAUUCGCCUGGAGAAGCGGAUAAACGAGAUUGUGAACAGGCUGAACAAGACGAAGCGGGAGGAUAAGCCCGACUUUCGGGCGCUGCGAGAGGAGCGGGACCGACAGGAGCGAGACAAGAAGAAGGCCGAGUUUAAGAAGCAGCAGGACCAGGAGAAGGUUCUGCAGAAACAGCGAGAGGAGGAGGCGAAACUCAGGAGCUACGACUCGCUGAUGCAGUCGGAGAACAUGACGUCCAACCAGGACGGCGGCAACGACUCUGACGACUUCAUGUGAUACUGCUCUCCGUCUCUGUGCACCGCCUCUGCGCCGAGUCCGUCUCAGUUGAGCGGCACGGCUGUGGCGGCCUCCCCUCUGGACUCAGAAUGUGGUACUGCGCGGCAGUGAACGAUCUGUGCUGAAUCUGAGGACCUUGCACACAGUGGGAGGCGGUGAAAUAUUGGACAGCGGCGUUCGGACCGUGUGGCUUUCGAUGUGGACCAUGCAACAGCCGUGAGUGCGCACCGGGGCAGGGAAUCGAGUCAUGGAUGAGAGUCGGGGUCGGGGUCAGGACUGUCAAACUUUAACGCCUCCCGUGCUGUGCAACCAGACUGGGUGGUCCCUCGUCUGUCAUUCCCUGAUAUUCAAACUCAGUUGUUUGGCCUAAAUCUCCUCUCUGCCCUGGGUUUCCCCCGGACGGCUCUACUGAUCGCCGCCCCCCUCGGCUCCGUACUGGGCGGACAGAACUGCUGAGUAUCGUUGUUUGUAACUGGUUGUGCCAGCCGGGUGUUGACGUUUUAUAAACGGUCUAUGUUC